This is a messenger RNA of Brassica oleracea var. oleracea, 327 nucleotides long. RefSeq lists its product as uncharacterized. Lineage: Eukaryota; Viridiplantae; Streptophyta; Magnoliopsida; Brassicales; Brassicaceae. The record is from RefSeq and is a predicted model, not a curated record. The transcript has a single exon. The coding region runs from base 1 to 327 and encodes 108 amino acids.
AUGAGAAACAUUCCAAUCAACCACUACACCAAAAAAGCGCUAUGGUCUCUUGGAGAUUUUGCUGCUCAAGUAGUGGAAGUGGCUUUUGAUCCAGAUAAACCUCAAGUUAAAGACUACGUAAGGGUUCUUGUUAAGUUUGAUGUUUCGAAACCUCUGCGAAGAUCAAAGAAAGUGACGUUACCAGGAGGCGAGGUUGUUAACAUAUUGUAUGAUUAUGAAAGGCUUCAGAAAAUAUGCUACACGUGCCAAAAACUUACUCAUAGGCAAUCUGUAGCAUCUCCGUCCCGUAGUCUGAGCUGGAUCAGUCCAAGGUCGAGUGUUAGUUAA